Molecule: messenger RNA, 3248 nt
Organism: Lineus longissimus
Lineage: Eukaryota; Metazoa; Nemertea; Pilidiophora; Heteronemertea; Lineidae
Product: leucine-rich repeat and immunoglobulin-like domain-containing nogo receptor-interacting protein 2
Exons: 4
Coding region: 1151-2830 (559 amino acids)
Cellular component (GO): extracellular matrix
Molecular function (GO): protein binding
Source: RefSeq, a predicted model, not a curated record
UUCACUUGCUGCCGCCACGAGCACACCACAAAGGGAGAGUGUAUCAACGGUUAGUGUCAGACGAUCCUGGCAUGCCAUUGGAUGAGCAUGAUUGAAGGUAUCGAUGAGAGAUUUGUCUUUAAUUGACGACAUUUGGCAGCCACUGGGUAACAAUCAUGCCAGCACUCUAGUUUAGUAAACGUACACAUUCGAUGGUCGGAUAAGCUCGGAUACGAGACAUUGGGAAAGUACCUUGGAAAUAUCUCUUCAGAAGUCAUUGGGUUUAUUCAACACAGGAUUCCACUCUUGUUUUAUAUUGUGACAGAAAGAGGACAAUUAGGACACAAAUGUUAGACUUGAUGACAACAAGAUUUUUUGAAGACAUUUCAAAGACUGAAGAGCAGACACCAAGACACCAGACACACCCUGGGAGGUCCAACCAGCAUGUUCACGAAGAACAAGGAAGGGACUUACAUAUUAGACAAUCGAACAGACAGUGCCAUUGUAGUGAAUCCAGACAGCACCACAUCAAGACCAAGGAUAUCAAGAACAGACAGCAACAUUGUUGUGGACCAACAACGUAUCAUAUCGAGACUCCAUGGAAAAUUCGGAAACAAACGCAUACAGAGAGAACAGUCAAUAUUGGUGGAGUAUUACUUCCAAAUUCGGCCAGACGAAUAAAUAAGCGGACACCAGCAAUAAGCUUAACAAGAAUCGUCUAUAAAAUCUGUAUUUCACUAACUUACCAGAGGGCUGAGGGAUACAAACUCUACAUAGGAUAAAAAUCGGCAAUACCAAAGUGAUAUCAUUAUCACUCAGAAAUUUGAUAAACCUGAAUUAUAUUCGCUGCUUGGAUUAUAUCGCUUGUUGCCGCCAGCAAGCUAAAUGAUACUUUGGUGAGAUAACUGUGAAAAGUGUGCAUAAAAGUGGUGUAAAAAAGGAGAUAGUGACUGGAGUAACUCUUGCGUAAAUUUAUCCAGUCUCAAUGCCAGCUAGCGAAGCUGGCAGAAAUUGCUCUCAGAGAGUGUGAUUUGAUUAAAUUUACAACAACGUUACCUACCUUUUCAAAGCUCCUUCGAGCGUUCAUUAUUGCACAAUUACAUUUUUAUUUACUUCAUAUAAAUCGUCAAGUGGAUAUAUAAUUUGUUUGCCGAGGUGUGUAGUCUCGAGCAUGGCUAACAAAGUGCAAAUAUUCUGCAAACUUGCCGGCUUCUGUGUAAUCAUCUAUCGCCUGGCAUACUUCUGUAUGGCCACGAACCCCGAUGAACUCGAAAGACUGAAAUUAAAAGGCUGUCACUUUCAUGAAAGGAGUCGGUCAAAGCUGACGUGUUCUGGUCUGUAUCAUUCAAUGUCGAUAUCACGUUUAUGGAUCGUAUUAAGUUAUUUAUCGUGCCACUACACCAUGCUGGGAUUUUACUUAGAGAACGGAAACCUUACAAACAUGACAACCAAUAUAUUCAUCCACAUGAAAGACUUAGACGAGUUAUCGAUAAAAUCAUCCGGGAUCGUCAAUAUCGACAAAUCGUCUUUCAACGGUUUGAAAAUGUUACGCACACUCAAUCUGAUUGGGAACGAGAUUCCUUUAGUGCCCCAGGAUCUAAACGAGACGUUACCAAUGUUACGUUAUCUAUACUUGGAUAAUAACGAAAUCACACGGAUAUAUAAAACGAGUUUUCAGGGCUAUCCGGCUGAUUUACAAAUAAUUUCGAUCGGGUACAAUAAAAUCAAAGUGAUAGAAAAUGGUGCUUUUUCCUCGCUAAGAAAAUUAAAAGAGAUACAGUUGCGAGGAAAUCGCUUGAAACGUAUCACGGAUAAGACAUUUAGAUUUCAAACUGAUUUGCUCAUACUUGAUAUCUCUUUCAACAUUGGUAUCGAACUCAAAUCUGGAUGUUUUUCAUCACUGACGGAGUUAAGGACUUUGAAUUUACGCAACUGCUGGCCAAAUGGAAUCCCAAAGGAUCAAGAGCUAUUUUUAGCUCAAGGUUUAGAGUGGACGGUGAUUGAAAAGUUAGACUUGGGACACAACAAGAUUGCAUCCCUCAAUGAUUAUGGGUUCAGGCCGUUCGGCGCAAAGUUAAAAUUGUUAGACUUGGAAUUCUGCUCACUUGAAAAACUUGAGGACAAUGUCUUUGCGCAAUUCGUCAAUGUAGAGACACUGUUUCUACGAAACAACCAGAUUACGAUAAUCGAGGAUAAUGCAUUCACAGGGUUAUUUUCACUCAGGACGAUCAACCUGGAGCGUAAUCACCUGGUGUCCAUAAGUGAAAACGUUUUUCGGGUUUUGGGAGAUAAUGUCCACGUAGCGCUUGAAGGGAAUCCUUGGUCUUGUAGUUGUAUGAUGGCAACACUGCAGUCAUGGAUCAUAGCAAAUCAACCAAACUUGAACGUAACAUGUAAAUCGCCCACGGAAUUAAACGGACGAAAUCUUAAGGAUGUUACACAUAGCUCAUUAUAUUGCACAAAACCGGAAUUAUGGCAAUGUUGCCGAACGCCAAUCAUGUCAACAGUUGGCGCUACUGUCUUUGUGGAAUGCGCAGCAACUGGCAUCCCAUUACCGAUCGUGGAGUGCUUCCCACGUAAAGGUAAUCCUUUGCCAAGAAAUCAGACUUAUGAGGCAAAAAGCUAUGGCGAAACCUUGGCAGUGAAUAAAAUUUGGGUGAAAGACGUCACUACAAGGAAUAGUGGUAUGUUUGAAUGUCUUGCGACAAGUUCGCAAGGACAGGCCUCAAAGCAAUGCUCAAUUAAAGUUAUCGAAACCGCGCUUCCAGUCAAACAGAAAGGUGGUGCUGGGUGCCAAAGACACACACUUUUUAGUUUUACUGUAAUAGUUACCUUAGUGUUUAUUAUGUAAGUUAGGAGUAUAUUGCAAUUGAUGAAGAGGUGUACAGUAAAAAAUAGAAAGAAUAUACAAUAUUUAAGUUCCACAGAUCCCAAAAAUUAGGAUCUGCACACCAUGUGACAUCGAUUCCAAAGCAAGUGUAGGGACUGCCCACAUAUUGGCAGAUCGUGACUGAAAAUGUCAAAUUGAAUUUCGUCUAUUGUGAUUGACGUUCAAGACAUCUUGCCAAGAUGAUGUCAGAUAUCAAGCAUCCAACGCAGACAAUGGACCAAGACAUGAUCAUGGAUGUCCAAUCAAAUUGUUCCUUUUCUUGCUAAAUCUCACUUGCUUGAGCCUUGAAGACUAAUUUGGGUUAUUUCCUGAUGAAAUAAGGUUUUGAACAGCCUGUAGUAAGUCUUAGAUUUCAGGAAAUUAAUUGUAAACUAUUGUU